UUUGAUCUCUUUAUCUGUUAACAGACUUCCCUGUUUUCUUCCUGUUAGGAACAUAAUAUAAUAUCAAAAAACUGUUUUUUGGUGAUAUUUUUUAGGAGUCUUUAUAACUGAUAUGACAUUGUGAGUAUACAGCAACAUUGACACAUCGGUAGAAAGAAUCUCUGAAGUGGUAAUGAAAGCAAUGGAAGUUGAUGAGGACGGGUUCUAGAUUAAAGUAAAAUAUAACAACGCAAAGAGGAAACUUCAUUAAGGAGACAUACCUUCCAGCAGAACGACAUUUACAAAUACUCAGACCAAUUUUAGUAUGGAUGCGCUAAUAGGAAAUUAAUGGGAUAAUAAAAAUACAUAUUGAAUGCUAUCAAAGUCAGUCGCUAGCUGAUAUAUUUCGUAUUUCGAAAAAUGGACGACGAACAAUUUUAUAUAAUUAUUAUCGUAACUAUUGUUGUUACUUGAAUUUAUGAUACGAGCAGCAUUAUUGUAAUUGCUAUCAGAAUCAGAAUCCUUUGGUUUAAAUACGUUCUAUGGUUGUCAACACUGAAAGAUGGCUGAUUGUUUCACAAACUUUGAUUUGUUUUCUUUUGUGAUAUAAACAAAUUAAAGUUAAGAAUCCCUAGAAAGAUAACAUGACAAUAGAACAUACGAAUUUGUCCGUAAUUAGUAUUGAUCAGAGAUUAAAACGGACGUCACAAUACGGAUUUACCGGAAUAAAUACAUUAAAGACAUUCAUUGUCAGCUAGUCUGUAACGUCUUUGUGUUAAGCAUCAACAGGAGCAAUAUAAUUGAUAUGUUACCGGAAAAUAUUCGACCAGAAAAAAUGUAUAAACUUUGUCAUAGACAGCUACUUUGCAUUUUUGAAUUACAGUGAAGAGUGACAACGAAUAUGAAAUUAUUCAACGAAUAACUAUGGCUUAUACCAGGAAAUACUUGGCAACAUAAUUCAAGACCAUUUAUUUCUUUAAACAUUAUAUAUACUGAGAUACUAUUACAUUUCCGAAUAAAAUUGUGUAACAAUUUUAAAACGAUGACAUCAGUCGAACCAAUUUGUUCUAGGACGCCAUUGGAACCUAUGUCAUGGAAUGGGUUUAGAAAUCAACAAACGGAAAUUCAGUAUCAUGUCUUCAAAUGGUUCGUAUACAGAAGACUCUCCAAAUGUCUAAUCUUUGUAGGAAUUGUAUUUAACAUCGUACAGAUUGUAACAUUAAUCAUAUGGGACUCGUCAUCAAUCACAACUAUAACGGUGCUAUGUAUAUGUUUAUUAGUGUUAGUAGCUUUUUAUCUAACAUCAAUGAUAAGACAAAUUCAAGACAAUUAUUGUAAAUAUAUAAUCAUUGGAGUAAUAAUACUCGAGACCACUGAAUUCUACAUCUUUGACAACAAUUAUUGUGAUUAUUGGCCAACGACAUUAGUAUUUCUAAUGUUUGGUUGCCUUCCUCAUCGUUUGAGAUAUCGGGUCAUCUUUGCAGUGACGAUGGUUUUGCCAAAACUUGCCUUUACUAGGGAUAAAUCACAGUACGAGGAACUAAACGGGUCAAUACUACAAAAGAUUAUCUUAUUUUUCCUGCUCACGAUACCAAUAUUUCUGCUAGGAUUUUCCAUGAAUUUACACUUAGAUACAGAUAUGAGAAACUCGUUUUCAGCUCAAAACAUGGCGAAGAAAGAAACAGAAAACUCAGUGAGCAUUUUAAUAGAGCAGGAAAAGACUCUUCUUAACCGAAUGCCAUUUACAUUAGCUUCAAUUCUGCUCCAGGAAAUUAAAUCAGAUGAUAAACAGGACGAAAUCGAAAAGAAAAUGUACACUUGUUGCCUCAAAAACGUUAGUAUUUCAGUGAUUCAGAUUGUGAUAUUGGACGAAUUAUUAGCAACUAACGAAAUGUCAUCAUUCACGGCUUUAAAAGAGAUAUUAGAGUCUAUAGAAAUAUUGUCAAAGAGUUGUAAACAAAGAAUUAUAGGAUCACAUUUGAAUAAAUUUGUGUUAAUAAGUGACGUUUUGGAUUCUGGGUACAUGCCAGUAGAAAUGUCUGUCAAUAUGAGUUUAUCUUUACUCAAUAAAGUACGGCAAGUUUCGAUGAAACAAAGAAUUAAUAUAAAAGUUAGAGCUGGCAUACAUAUAGGAGACAUAUGGAUUGCACUUUUAGGACAGGUCCAUGCAUCCGCUGAUGCUUUUGGUGAAGAUUUGAAUAUUGCAAAAGAAAUACUAGAAACUGGGGAUUAUGGGACAGUCCAGUGUUCUCAGCACAUCAAAAAGUGUAUCGGGUAUCAUUUUCAACUAGAGGAAAAACAAUUUCAGAGUACGGAUAAAUUCCUUUCUAGCCGAUGUAUAAAGUGUUUUGAAGUAACAGGAACUUUAACCGACAUAAGUAAACUUAACGUAAAUGAAAUUCAGCAACCUGAUUUGACACGAUUCUGCAGAAUGAGUUCUAAGAGUAAUGAAGCACACAGAAAAAGAGAACGACGAUGGGGAGAAAUCAAUAUUGGUUCAUUGUUGGCUGUACCAAUAGUUUUAUUUUUUCAGUUAUUGUUGGUCAUUGUUACAAGACAAAUAUUAUUAUCUGAAGCUAUUGUUUUCGCAAUAACAAUAACACUCUUUCUACUAAUUCCAAUCUGCGUGAUUUGGAAGACAAAACGACAGACAGCAUUUCAAAUGUUUAAAAUGACGACAAUGCCAGUAUCAAGCAGAAUAUUUUGCCUGCUAUAUUCUGUGUUUUCAGCUGGCUUACUUUUGCUAUGCAAUGAGGUUUAUAUGGUGGAUAACCUUAACGUGAACUUAGUUCAAAACAUAUCAAACAAUACUGAAGAGUACCUGAUCCAUUUACAGGCAAACAAUACUGUGUUAACACUGCUAAUCAUUUCCCACAUGAUGUUCAACUGCAUCGUCAAUUAUUUUUGUUUAAUAGGAGAUCUUAUAAUUAUCUGGCUCAUUACGAUAACUUCAUAUCAAUAUCAUGGAUACGAAAAUGGACAACACUCUGAGAUUAAAUCACUUAUCAACAUUACAGGAAUAGCAACAUGUUUGCUCUUUUUUCAAAAGAUGCUUGAUAUUAUAUUACAACAGAUAAAAUCUGAUACCAUACGUAUACAGAAACAAAACAGCAUAGUCGUUCAUAUUGAAGUUAAAAUGAAGUCAGUUACAAGAAAACUUGAGCCACCGGAUAUCAUCCGCAAACAGUUGGUAGGAGGCAAAGGUUCAUCUUAUGAGACAUAUUCCAACAUUGGUAUUCUGAUGGUCAGCUAUACAUUACAGACUUCUGUCUGGAGUAUGAACAAUAUUCAUUUACUAGAUACCAUGAUAAGAUCUUUCGAUUCUUUGUUACAAAAGAAAAAGUUUGGAGGUCUAACAAAGAUAAACGGAAACACAUCAACUUACAUUGUUGUAAGUGGCAUGCCUUCAGAAACCAAGAUAGUAACCACACAUGAAUCAUUGAUGUUAUUUGCCAUGGCGAUGCAGGAAGAAAUAAGGAAAUGCCAAACAGAGUAUACUGACAACCCGGCAUUUGAAAUAGGCUUGCACACAGGUCCAGUAGUGGUUGGUAAAUGUAGCGAUUUUGUUGGUAUUUGGGGAGUUUCUGUUGAUAUAUGUAAAGCAAUUUCCUGUUCGAAACAAAACGUACAUUUAAAGGUUUCUGGCGAAUUUGCAAAGUGUAUAGAUGAAAACAAAUAUCAGUUGCAUAAAGGAGAAUCUGUAAUGGUUACCGAUAAAACAUAUAGUGACAUCUUUUUUCAGAAAAGUGGCUAAUCAAGAUAGCGAAUAAAUCAUUUUUAUUUUA
Molecule: messenger RNA, 3764 nt
Organism: Mytilus trossulus (common blue mussel)
Lineage: Eukaryota; Metazoa; Mollusca; Bivalvia; Mytilida; Mytilidae
Exons: 20
Coding region: 1022-3733 (903 amino acids)
Biological process (GO): adenylate cyclase-activating G protein-coupled receptor signaling pathway; intracellular signal transduction; cyclic nucleotide biosynthetic process
Cellular component (GO): plasma membrane
Molecular function (GO): adenylate cyclase activity
Source: RefSeq, a predicted model, not a curated record